GGAAUAGGCAACCUUCAGACCGCAGCAGCAGGUAUACAUAGUUUGCAUAUUUCGUCAAGAUUUGGUCAAUUAGAACAAAAAUACUCACUUAAAUGGAGUANUGGUUCCUCGGUCUUUCUUUACUCCGAAUCCUUACGGAAACGCUUGCUACGCAGGCUAAAAAAAAUUUACAAUUCUUUACCUUUUGUACCGUCAGAUAAAGACUGUUUUGAAGAGACAUCAUUUCCCAGCCUUGUUUUUCCCUUUUCUUAUUUUGUAAUUUGCCUCAAAAGCAGAGCUUUCAUAGUCCGCCAUUUUGAGACAUCAGCGCAACUAAUAAUAAGCCAUGAUAGAUGGAGUGAACAAAUCUCUCUCUAACCAUCGCUUUUCGUAGCGCACAGAAUGUCUAACGAAUGUCCAACAUUAGGAAAUUCUACCUAACUGAUUUGCCAGUGUUAUCUCUGAGAAUAUAAAGAUUUUUAUUAUCCAAUAUUUACAGGAGAGGACAAAAAUGGCACGUGUCCAUUUCUUGCCCCACCUCAACUAUGCGUGUCAGACGUCGACGAAUGUUUCAUUGAUUGGGACUGUGUCGGUAACCGCAAGUGCUGUUCAAAUGGAUGUUUCAAAAUCUGUGCAUCACCUUCAGCUGGAGCAGGGGCUUUAGGAAUAGGCAACCUUCAGUCCGCAGCAGCAGGUAUACAUAGUUUGCAUAUUUCGUCAAGAUUUGGUCAAUUAGAACAAAAAUACUCACUUAAAUGGAGCAACUGUCUUGAAAAGCUAUAGAAGUUUUUGUUGUUAUCAGUUGUUUUCGUUAGUUUUUAAAUGGUUGCUUUUGAGAGCCAUUGUUCCAUUCAAGAGGAAACCAAGAUAAAAAUCUUGGUUGCAAGUUACAAAUAAACUUGUAAGGAAGGGAAAUGCACCUACCGUAUUCGCAAUGUAUUUCUUUAUUCAAUAUUUGCUGGCUUCCAUAAAAGUUAAAGCCAGAUUUCAUGAAGCAACCUGAGAGUAAGUGCCGCCUUUCUGUCACUAUUCUCUUAAAUCCAACCAUUUUCUCAAGCGGAAUCACCGAUAACUUGACUGAUGAAUUCCCGAGUAUAAUAACACAAUAGAAGCAGAUAAUUAUCUAAAGGAGCUUCGUAUAAUCAGAUCCAGUUAACCUUCCUUUUAGAAUAACCGGUGUAACAAAACUACACACUGUGUUUGCAGUACAAUGUCCCGAACCAGUUGCAUAUCGCUGCACCUUUUCACUGAAGCAUCUGUGUGAUGAUUCCAGUACAUGCUUUACUGGUACCGUUUGUUGCUUCGAUGGCUGUCGAAGACGAUGUGUUCCUCCCAAAGGUGCAACAGGUACGCACACACUUUUAUUUAGAAUGGUGACUAAAACCUAUCUUAGCCUUCAAUGACUUGUCUUUACUAGAGCCCCUCAGUAGCCUUUUUGGAAAGAAAAAAUAAGAGAUAAACGCUGCUUUGCUUGAACGAAGAAAGCAAGGAUUGUUCUCUUUAUUUUCGUUGGUGGUUUAUCAGGUUAGUUCAAGACCCUUCCUCAAAACAAAAAAUCCUUUCCUCAAUUUUAAAAACCACGUCCUAUUGCAUAGUCGGGUAAGUACUUUUGAGUCAAAUACAUUAUUUACAUUAUCUUUGUGUCGAGUUCCCUUCCAAACCUUCUUCCCCACGCUUUCCUGAGAUAUUCCUAGGUACCUGAUCACAGUCUAAGAAUUCCUCAAUUUGGUGCAAGGCUAAGUCUAUCGCUUACAGUCGACUUUUUAGUGGUCAAAAGACAAAAGAUAACGUUUUGGCCCCUAACUCUAUGAUCUAGAAUCUUUUUUUCCUUUUAACCUGCCCGUGGAUACCCGAAGGGUAUCCAAAGGGUUUUUGUAAUGGGUUUUGAUACGCAAAUCACGUGUCACUCGCUCACUUUGCGUUGACAUAGAUCGGCUCUUCGGCUCCGACCCGGACUCACUGCCUGGUAUGAAAACGACAUAGUUCGUUGUUGCCGAAGGUCCCCUGAGUUGUGCAUUUACUCAAGCAUACUCAUGAGAGAACCCUAGGAACGAGGAUAACACGCUCACGUUCACUGAGAAAGCGUCAACACUCGCCGUCGUUUUUCUAAAAUGCGUAACAAGUAUCUCGGCCAUAGGCAGUUGAGCGGUUUAGAUUUCCAGUAACAUGACAAAGGAAGAUCGUUGCCCGUAAAUCGCGCGUCUAGCGUGGUAUAGCCCGUGGUAUAUUGUUUAUUCCCCAAACUUCGCAGUCUCUGGCAGGGGAUACUGCAGCGAGGAGUCGAACUAUGGAUUUCCUUCCAAAAAGUCGCCAAAAAGGCGUUUUACGUUGAAAAUCCAGCCAUUUAUGCCUAGGUUGGGAAAAUUCAAUGACGGUAAGGCCUUUUAUUUCUCGACUAAAAUUUCUGUACGCGUCAAAUGUCGUGGUCAACUCGAAAAUUAAUUGACUACUGUUGUUUAUGAUAUUGCUUUUUCUUAAUUAUUUUUCGCUGAAACGUUUUGUCUGUAUUAGUAUACGUAGUGUCUACUUCAAAGAAGUGUUAGCUCCUGUUAUAUACUGCAAUUAAAUACUCAUAUUACAAUUAGGAAUUAUAGUUGUCGGUUUAAAACUUUUCGCUUGAAGUGAAUCACAUACAAUUGCACUCUUAUCCGGUAAUCAUCUUAAGCUUGGAAAUUUAUCAAGGUGUUGAAAUGUAAACCUGUACCUCCUAUCAGUAGUAAAAUUCGGUUGCUUCCCGAGCAGUUCACUUCCUACUACUAGUAGUUGCCUGCCUAGCAGGUAGUUAUUUGGCUGGUUGUUUGCUGGUUUUUUUCGUUCGUAGUUCAGAUACAACGGCGCGAAAGCUCUGGGGUCAAAGACGUGGGAGGGGGCAAGAGGAUUUCUAAACAAUGAUCCACGGAUUCCCAACGGGUUUACUUUGAUUCUAAUUCUUAAUUCUUUUCCUGAUUUCUUUAAGGCACUUGUCCCAAACCUCCUGAGAACUUAGUCUGUCCAGUAGGAUUGAGAAACACUUGCCUUGACGACAAGUUAUGUGUAGAGGGAACCCGCUGCUGCAGCGAUGGAUGCCGAAAGCGGUGNUUUUUUUCGUUCGUAGUUCAGAUACAACGGCGCGAAAGCUCUGGGGUCAAAGACGUGGGAGGGGGCAAGAGGAUUUCUAAACAAUGAUCCACGGAUUCCCAACGGGUUUACUUUGAUUCUAAUUCUUAAUUCUUUUCCUGAUUUCUUUAAGGCACUUGUCCCAAACCUCCUGAGAACUUAGUCUGUCCAGUAGGAUUGAGAAACACUUGCCUUGACGACAAGUUAUGUGUAGAGGGAACCCGCUGCUGCAGCGAUGGAUGCCGAAAGCGGUGUAAGGACCCUGCUCAGUUUGGCAGCGGAGACCUUCAAGGUAAGAUAGAGCUGCAUCUGUCUAGCCCACCAAAUGACAGGACCGCUAAGGACUCUCAUACCGGACCUCUUUAAAUUCCAUGGACUGCGGAAAGACGAUGAAAAAUGGUUUUUGUGCAUUGGAGAGGUAACUGUGGUGCUGCAUAAAUCUGAGGGUCGCUUGUUUUAUCGCUAUAUUACUUUUUGUGGUAGUUCCUGGACAAGAUUGUUUCCUGAGUCUUUCCUUAUUGUGACUAUUUAGCAUCGUAUCCGUAAUCGCUAAAGCAACAAUUACGUGCUCUAAAUACCGCAAGGACCUGGGCUGUUCUAAACCGAAAUAUACUCUGCCAAUGUUAUAAAUGCGAUGGAAAUAAUGGUCAAAGAUUAACAUAUAUUCAUUAGAAUUUAAAACUGUGUCCUCUACUGUUAAAACUUUUGAGCUACCGUGUGCGUUCGUGUGUGCGGCAUCGCAUGGUCAUUUAUGUCCAGACGAUCAUUACUCUCCUAGAACGGUUUUUAACCAAACUGAAAGAACAAAAGUUUUUCUCCAUUGAGAUUGUAUAAGUUUAUUCUCCAAGAAUUAUUUCCAUUUUCGUUUUUACUUUACAGGUGUUUAACUUUUACCCAGUCAAGUCGUUAUUUCAUCAUCAUCAUCAUCAUCAUCAUCAUCAUCAUCAUCAUCAUCAUCAUCAUUAUCCUCCUCAUCAUCCUCCUCAUCUUUAUCGCCAUUGUCAUUGUCAUUAUUAUCAUUAAAGUUGUUUUUGUUUAAUUUCUAUUGGAUAUUUUACAAACCCUACAGGUAAACCUCGACCAGGAACCUGUCCUGCUCUUUCCCCACCGUCCGAAUUUUGUCCUUCUGAUUUUGACGAAUGUAAAUUUGACUGGGACUGCGAUGGAAAAACAAAGAAGUGUUGUUCAAACGGUUGCUACAGAGUUUGCGCUGAACCUGCUGUUGGAGCAAUUAUAGGUAAGGAGGCCAGAGAGUAACUCACAGAGCUGUCCUUUUCAAAAUCAAGCAAUUGAUUAAAAGAGGUUUCUUCUUUGGAAGAAGUUACCUUCUUUAAGUUUUUUUUUCUUCCAACAAAGAAAAAUGAAAUUGAAAUGCCCUUGUUGUCGCCAGAAAAAAUUUCGUCUAAUAUAAUUCAUUAAUUCUAGCUAUUGUAUCGUGCAAUUAUCAGAUUAGGCUCAGUGUGAUCUGAAGAAUGUUACAGAUCGAGGAAGAUUUUAUCCGCUGAGGCCGAUAAGGACAAGGCGGAUAAAACUCUCCAAAAUCUUUAAAAUAAAUAAUUUCCGCCUUCAUUUGCGUGUUUCUCGGCACGUUCAGGAGAUAACGGUGUGUACUUCUGCAGAUACUCUCCAAAUAGCAGAUGUCGUUCGUCGACUUGUAUUCCUCCUGUUCUUGCAUUAAUUUUAGGUAGUAGUUGGGUAAUUUUUUCCGCUCCGCAAAAUGUGUGAAACGUUCCUCCAUUUUGUACUGCUUUACCAACACAACGUAACCUUGUCCCCAGGGCUUUUCGAUUGCAGUCCAUUUUCUGGCAUUUAUGCUGCAUAUACUUUUGACGUCAUUUUCCACAAUAUCGCAGACAUCUUCCAAAUUUGGCUAGCUAGUUACGAAAAACGUAGCAUUUCAGCUAAUCAGAACCGGAGAAAAAUUGAAAGUAAUAAAUUUGCUCACCAAUUGGCAGAAGGUUCGUACAAGCUAGGCAUGCUUACUAUCGCACCUUUAAAGGUUGAUAUCUCAAUGUGGUACUGACUCGCCUUAGAAUAACUGAGCUGCUGAAAGGUGGACGUGAAUGAUCCCUUAAUUUAUGGCCCAACAGCAACGGCAAAUUGAGUUUUAACUGAGAAGCCUCGGGACAUAAGCCUUAUUCUGUGCCUACAGUAUUCAACAAUAGUUUCUCCACAGAGCUUUUACAUGCCGCUUUCAUUAAAUAUAAUCAAAUUCUGAUGUAGCAAGAAGUUUCUUUAAUUUUGAGAUUGGAGUUACAGAGCGGUCAUUUAUUUGUUACUGAAGAUUGAAGAUUAUACCAAUUGCUUUGUUCUUUCCAAUCCAGAUAAAUGUCCAGCUCCUACAAAGCCUCCACAACGAUGCCAUAUAGGACUAAAAGGCCAGUGUUCCAAUGACACGGAC
Molecule: messenger RNA, 5476 nt
Organism: Porites evermanni
Lineage: Eukaryota; Metazoa; Cnidaria; Anthozoa; Scleractinia; Poritidae
Source: the annotation of a GenBank genome assembly